AUGCCAUCGCAUAUCGGAAUUGUAUUCAACUCAGAGCAAGUAGAUAAAUAUGCUAACAAAAUACAAGAAGUUGUUGAUUUGGCAUCUUCAAUCAAAGAUGUUCAUGAAAUUUCGCUAUUUUUUACCAAAAAUACCCUGAAGUUGAACUUUAUAUCUGACAAAAUUAAAGUAUUUACGCAAGAUUCUGUAGAACAAGCUUUUAUACAAGAAAUGAAAAAACAAUCUCCAAUUGGAAGCAGUUCAGAGCCAUUUAAAUCACCACUUGAUGUGGUCAUAUUCUACUGCAGAGUCCAUUCUCUUUGCAACUUCUUCCCGUGGAGAUUAGACUUAUGCACGCUUGUUUACCCAGGCGAUAUUAAAAUCUGUUCAAAAUACUCGUUCUACCAUUCAAUUGCAGAGUAUCAGAAAACAGAACAGAGAUGUGGAAAAUAA
Trichomonas vaginalis G3 is the source of this 432-nucleotide messenger RNA. Its product is annotated as undecaprenyl diphosphate synthase family. The record is from RefSeq and is a predicted model, not a curated record. The transcript has a single exon. NCBI's taxonomy places the organism in Eukaryota, Parabasalia, Trichomonadida, Trichomonadidae. Gene Ontology annotation, molecular function: transferase activity, transferring alkyl or aryl (other than methyl) groups. Bases 1 to 432 code for a protein of 143 amino acids.